Molecule: messenger RNA, 387 nt
Organism: Aspergillus campestris IBT 28561
Lineage: Eukaryota; Fungi; Ascomycota; Eurotiomycetes; Eurotiales; Aspergillaceae
Product: DUF4267 domain-containing protein
Exons: 1
Coding region: 1-387 (128 amino acids)
Source: RefSeq, a predicted model, not a curated record
AUGCCAACCACCUCCGCGAUUCCUCCCCUCAUCGCUGCCGCGCUCGGCACAAUCUGCAUCAGCUUUGGCAUCAACGCGAUCCUCCGCCCGGAACACGCGCUCUCCUUUUUCGAAUUCGACUACCCCACUAUCGAGGCCGAACAGAAUCUCGUCGAUAGCCUGCUGACCGUCUACGGAAUUCGCGACAUUUUCAUGGGGAUCGCGAUCUACGCGACCGCGUGGUGUGGGUCCCGGAGGGCUCUGGGGUGGAUCAUACUGGCGGUUGGUGCGGUCGCCGUCGGGGAUGGGGUCGUCUGCUGGAGGAAUGGACACGGGGAGUGGAAUCAUUGGGGGUAUGCGCCGCUCGCGGGUGUGGUGGGAGCUUUGUUCAUUGGAAUGGGAGGUUGA